Messenger RNA from Grammomys surdaster, 1384 nucleotides. RefSeq names its product cathepsin S (gene Ctss). The record is from RefSeq and is a predicted model, not a curated record. The transcript is spliced from 8 exons. Lineage: Eukaryota; Metazoa; Chordata; Mammalia; Rodentia; Muridae. Gene Ontology annotation, biological process: immune response. Gene Ontology annotation, molecular function: cysteine-type endopeptidase activity. Gene Ontology annotation, cellular component: lysosome. Bases 106 to 1134 code for a protein of 342 amino acids.
GUGGAUGCUUCAUGUGACAAGCUUCGAUUUCUUUUUAGAGUCAUUUCGACCAGCCUCCUGCUGCCUGGGACAUUUUUGGAGUGAGCACCACACCUCAGGGUAACCAUGAGGACUCCUGCCCACACUGCCAUCAGAAGGAGAUGGCUGUUUUGGGUGCCCCUGGUGUGCUCUGUAGCAAUGGAGCAACUGCAGAGAGAGCCUACCCUGGACUACCACUGGGAUCUCUGGAAGAAAACACAUGAGAGAGAAUACAAGGAUAAGAAUGAAGAAGCAGCACGACGUCUCAUCUGGGAAAAGAAUCUGAAGUUUAUCACGAUUCACAAUCUGGAAUAUUCUAUGGGCAUGCAUACAUACGAUGUGGGCAUGAACCAUAUGGGAGACAUGACCACUGAAGAAAUCAUGCGUCAGAUGGGCUCUCUGAGAAUUCCCAGCAAGUCUCCGAAAACUGGCACUCUUAAGUCAAGCUCUAACCAGACAUUGCCUGACUCUGUGGACUGGCGAGAGAAGGGCUGUGUCACUGACGUGAAAUACCAGGGUUCUUGUGGUGCCUGCUGGGCUUUCAGUGCCGUGGGGGCCCUUGAAGGGCAGCUGAAGCUGAAAACGGGGAAGCUGGUGUCCCUCAGUGCUCAGAACCUGGUGGAUUGCUCAAGCGAAGCAAAGUACGGGAAUAAAGGCUGUGGGGGUGGCUUCAUGACCGAAGCUUUCCAGUACAUCAUCGAUAACGGGGGCAUCGAGUCAGAAGCUUCCUAUCCCUACAAAGCCAAGGAUGAAAAGUGUCACUAUGACUCAAAAAAUCGAGCUGCCACGUGUUCAAGGUACACUGAGCUCCCCUUUGGGGAUGAAGAAGCCCUGAAGGAAACAGUGGCCACUAAAGGGCCUGUCUCUGUGGCCAUUGACGCCAGGCAAUCCUCCUUCUUCUUCUACAAAAGUGGUGUCUAUGAUGACCCCUCCUGUACUGAGGACGUGAAUCACGGUGUUCUCGUGGUUGGCUAUGGGACUCUUGAUGGGAAAGACUACUGGCUUGUGAAAAACAGUUGGGGCCUUCACUUUGGUGAUCAAGGAUAUAUUCGGAUGGCAAGAAACAAUAAAAAUCAUUGUGGGAUUGCUAGCUAUUGCUCUUACCCAGAAAUCUAAACCAUUUCUUCUUUUUCUAACAAGUCACAAGGAUAGAAUAUACUCUAACUUAAUUUUGCCUGCUCUAUUCAGAGGAAACAAAUGUGUAAUGAUCAAUGUGUAGUUACUGUACUAACUAGGUUAUAGCUUGUUCGCUUUAUAACUUUACCUCUCGCCGGGCAGUGGUGGCGCACUCCUUUAAUCCCAGCACUUGGGAGGCAGAGGCAGGCGGAUUUCUGAGUUCGAGAAUUUGAGGUUAGCCUGGUCUACA